Messenger RNA from Morchella importuna, 1647 nucleotides. RefSeq lists its product as uncharacterized. The coding region runs from base 1 to 1647 and encodes 548 amino acids. NCBI's taxonomy places the organism in Eukaryota, Fungi, Ascomycota, Pezizomycetes, Pezizales, Morchellaceae. The transcript is spliced from 3 exons. The record is from RefSeq and is a predicted model, not a curated record.
AUGUCUCGCGUAGACAGCCCAAACAGCUUCCUCGGCCCCUUCCCCGCCCCCGUUUGCGCCCCCGAAUUCCCGCCCCCCCUCUUCCGCCAGCCGCCAACCCCCAACGCCAUUCGCACCGCCUUCUCCAGCCCUCCCUUCAACUGGAACGGCAUACCCCUGCGGAUCUUCCGCUCACCCACCAGUCUCUCCGAGUUUGCCAAGUUCGAAGAGCAGGGCGAGUUCCUGGGCCGGGAGCACAAGUACUGGUACAAGAUCCUCAAGUCAGCACUCGAAAGCGACCUGCAAGAUCUCAAGAGACGCCAUGACAUUGAGACGAAGCUGCAGCCGUCUCUGAGGGCUAUGUAUGAGCGGGAGGAGACUGCGCGGUUUCAUGCAGAGUUCAUGGAGAAGCUGCAAUGGGGGCAGGAGAGUAGUCCGUUGCUGCUGAGGCCGGCGGAGUUUCUGGAUAAUGAGUAUGGGCAGCAGAGGGAGGAUGAGGUUGCGGAAGGGCCACAGGCCCUGCAGAACGAAGAGUUUCAUACGAUCAUUAUGGACUUUAAGAAGCAGGGACUGGAUACGGAGUUUCCGAGUAUUAGGACGUUCUUUGGCGGGUAUCCGGGGCCGAGUGUAGCAUGGGCGGUGCAGGACUUCUAUAGGAGGCAGGAUACAGCGAGGGAGUCGGCAAAGAUUGGGUUAGAGUUCCAGCAGAUGUGGGAAUGGAGCGAGAGGCAUUGGAACUUUUUCGAAGCUUCCAGUAAGCUACGCCAGUGGGUACAGAAGUUAAUCGACAAACAGAACCGCCGGCCCACAAGGCUUGUCCAAGAGUACAGCAUGAAGACCCUAAACUGGAGCCCCGCCAUUGAGUCCCACAAACGGCGGCACCAAUGGGCAGUGUUGAAGCGGAUCAUGAGCGUGUACGAGUGCCGGGACGAAAUCUUCCCCGAAGUGAGCGCACCUGCCGGACGAACCUUUGACCGGUACUUUGGCAGGUAUGGGAAAAAAGAGGGAUGGUACCCCGUCGAUAGAGAGCUGGAUUCUGAGCAUUUCACCGACAGCCUCAUCUUGCAGCAGAUAGACGGCGCUGAAAGCGUGCUGGAAGCUGGAGGGUCACUGGCUGAAGCUUGCGCCGGCGUCGUGGAUGGAUGCAUGGAAAGCACUUCACGGCGAAGAAGGACCAGAACACCGGCUUCUGCUCCUCCGAGAUUGCCGGGCCCUCCAAGAACGCUUGAAGAGGCGGAGGAGACACUCGUCCGGCUGAGGGCGAGUGCAGACCUGCUUUUUAGGAAUUUGGUAUCGAAAGUAAGGAACGUUGAGGCAUCUACUGUUGGAGAGUCCUCCCGCGGGGCCGUAAUGUCCUCUUGCGGGGCUCAUGCUAUGAUAGAGUCUGCGACAUCGGCCGACACUGCAACUGUAGAUUCUGUAACUUUCUACUCUACAGACGUAGGUUCCAGAACCGUGGAGUAUGAAACUACCGAGGAGCUUCCUGAUGCUACGGACGAUACAAACGGGAAUGCAAAAGUAAAUACCGUAGGCUUCCUGGCAGCCUUGAGACACAAGUUAAUUGGGCCUCCCACUGGGAACCCGGAGAGUGAGCCUCCCGUGGAGGAGUGGCUCACAAGCUGGAGGAACCCUAGGGCUCAAUGGCCCAGUGGAUUGAUGAAGGCUUGA